This is a messenger RNA of Epinephelus moara (kelp grouper), 3139 nucleotides long. It is a transcript of the gene mif4gdb, whose product is annotated as MIF4G domain containing b. Gene Ontology annotation, biological process: regulation of translational initiation. Gene Ontology annotation, cellular component: cytosol. Lineage: Eukaryota; Metazoa; Chordata; Actinopteri; Perciformes; Serranidae. The coding region runs from base 176 to 841 and encodes 221 amino acids. Gene Ontology annotation, molecular function: protein binding; translation activator activity; RNA binding. The record is from RefSeq and is a predicted model, not a curated record. The transcript is spliced from 6 exons.
CAGGGACUCAUCUUGUCGCGUUACUGCACCUUUGUAAGGCUACGUAGCGUAACGUCUGCUUACAUCUACCGGGGUGUUAUGAGCAGCUUAGAUGUGAAGAAUUGGCGUGAAAUUCAGCAUAUUAACUUAAAAAUCGUGACAGCUCUCAGGUGUAAUUUGGGUGCCACCUUGUGAAAUGGAAAACACGACCGACGACUACAGGAUCCAGUCGUUUGACCUGGACACACAGAUGUUGCUGAAAACAGCCUUGAAAGAUCCAAGUUCAGUGAACCUGGAGAAGGUGUCCAGUAUCAUCGUGGAUCAGUCUCUAAAGGACCAGGUGUUCAGCAAAGAGGCCGGUCGCAUCUGCUACACCAUUGUGCAGGCCGAGGCGAAGCAGAACAACGGAAACGUGUUCAGGAGGAACUUGCUGAACCGCCUCCAGCAGGAGUUCAAGAACCGCGAGGAGACGAGGGGGCGUUCGCUGCAGGAGUGGGUGUGCUACGUCUCGUUCAUCUGCAACGUCUUCGACUACCUCAAAGUGAACAACAUGCCGAUGGUGGCCCUGGUCCAUCCUGUGUACGACUGUCUGAUCAGGCUGGCCCAACCAGAUGCUCUGAUGAAUGAAGAGGAGGUGGACUGCCUGGUGCUGCAGCUUCACCGCAUCGGGGAGCAGCUGGAGAAGGUGAACAGCCCGCGAAUGGACGAGCUGUUCUUCCUGCUGCGGGACGGCUUCCUGCUCCAGGAGGGCCUCACCUCCAUGGCCCGUCUGCUGCUGCUGGAGAUCCUGGAGUUCAGGGCCGGCGGUUGGAUGCUCAGCAGCACCGCCCACAAGUACUACUACAGUGAAAUCGCUGACUAGGAUUGUCCCAAGGACACGGGUGCUGAGCAGCUGUUGUGCAGGUGCGUUAGCCAACCUUCAGAGCACCUCGGAUACCUCUGUGUAGUCACCAGGGUUUCCCCCAGAAAGCUGGUAAGUGGGAGCAGCGGCCGGCGCUGCCCUUAAAGCUUAAAAUGAUUUUUAUUAAAGUGUAUUAAGUUCUUCUGAUGUUAGUCGAGGCUCACUGUGGGAAACCCUGGGCACCACUGAUUAUAAAACCAGCAGUUUCAUGAAGGACAGGACAUCUUCCAGGAAAACAGAGGAGGGUUCUGUGACGACAGAGGUUCAUAAACUGUAAAAAGACUUUUGAUUUCGCUGGAUUGUUCCCUGCGUUUGAUAAUAUUCCUGAGACUUGGUGCCGUGGAUGUGGAAUGUGCAAUAGUUCACAAGGUGUUGAAGUGAAGUUAACGAGGUUUAGCCACAUUCAGGUACACUUGGUUUUAGAGUUUGAUAUUUUUUAUGUUUUUUUAUUAAUCUUACAGGCAUUCCUGUAUUGAGAAAACAUUUCAAAGUCCAACUUAUUAUUAUUAUUUUUAACAAUCCAAAGGACUUGGAAGAGACAUUCCAGUCAGAUGCAAGCUGAUUUGGUCGUUGCUUUACUUUUUAUUGUUGUGUGACCAAAUUUAAUAGAAAAUCAAAUAGUUUAAUAACUUAGUUUAGUAUCUUUUGCGUAGUAUUGACAUUUUACAAAAGGUUUGAAAUGCAGUUCAGAGGAAUUUUCUGCCUAAUUUGUCCUGUAGGAUUCCUGUGUUACUGUUUUGUUAUGUGUCGUUACGUGAGGCCGUUCUGUCAGAUGAAGCGUCGUGUCUUAAUUCAGGGACCUUCUUUUAUUUAAUUUCAUUUGUUGCAGCUCCACUUAAACAUAGAAGACCAACAGAUUGGCUGCAGUUCAUAUUAAAGCUGUGUUUCUGCAGAUAAAUGAGUCAGAUAUUUAAAACAUUUCUGGAUUCACAAGUGUCAUUUGUUAAACAACUCGUGCCAACACAACAACAGCAUCAUCCAGAACUUCUUGACAAAGCCUAAGCUCUUAAUUUGAUAAGUCGCCAGAGGACAGUGGCGGAAGAAGUGCUCGGAUCAUUCACUUAAGUAAAGGCAGCAAUACCACAGACAGUGUAUAAAUAGUUACUGAAACAUCAUUUAUUUGUUGAGCAUAUUUUGUAUUUUUAAUCAGUAACUGAAGUCAUCAAAUGAAUGUAGUGGAGUGAAACAGUACAAUAAUACCCUUAAAAUUAGUUGAGUAAAUGUUCCGAGUUAUCAUCCAACACUGCUGGAGGAGCAGGUAUCUAUCCUCCCUUCACAUAUGUGCAGGUCAGCCAGGAGUUUAAAGCGCAUGGAGACAUAUUUUUCCUCUGAAUUCAGCACCACCAGCACCAGCUACACCACAGCAUGUAGCUGAGCUCAGUUUUUCGUUGGAGUCUGUUGUUACCUUUGUUGAUGCUCAGUGACGGCUCAACCAGAGCUGUGCCUUGGAUUCAGACAGACACAAGCAUAGGAGACAAAUGUCAUGUGGUGAAAAUGUUACAUCUCUUUGACAUUAUUUUGAAAAGUUGUACCUGUAAUUAUAUGUAAAUAAGCAAAGUGUAAAGGGUAAGUCUGGUGUUUUUAAACCUGGAACAUAUUUCUUGUGUCUAAGUGACUAAUGGGAAUAAUGAUUUUCAAAUUGGUUCAGUAUUGAGUGACAGUGAUGAUGCAAGCAGCGGUAAAACAGGCACAAUAAAUUGUGUUUCACCACAAUAAGAUUACUGUUUAUUUAGAUGGAGUCUGGUGGGUUUGUUUCCAUUCAUCACUUUGACACAAAAGUAUGUUAAAAUAGAGUCCUGGUUAAAAAAUACCAAACUUCCCCUUUAAUAUAAAUUUGGCAGAGACAUCACCCUCUGAUCAGUUCAGAGAAAGAAUCCUCAAUAUUAGCAAAGCAUUUAAUUAAAAGGAUUCAGGAUAUUUGUAUCAUAUUUCCCAAAAUCCUUUUUUCUAGUUGUGUUUUAACAUUUCCGUACAAGCCUUGUAUUUAUCGCCACCUUCAGACCAGGUAGAUGAAACAAACUGAGGCUAAAUAGGUUUGACGGUGUUUUAAAUUGAUCCUAAAGAGUUAAAUUAGGUCUGACUGCUGUAGACACUCACAGUCCCUUAAAGACAGGGCACAGUUCUGACUGCAAUAUCUGUUUAUAUAUUUUAUUACACUGUUGUGACAUUUUUACAUCACUCAGUUCCAUUUUUUAUGGUUGGGUUGUACAUUUGAUGCAGAUUUAUUUGUUCUAAUAAAUCUUGGAAGUUUUUCCUUAA